Messenger RNA from Argiope bruennichi, 2316 nucleotides. RefSeq names its product putative polypeptide N-acetylgalactosaminyltransferase 10. Gene Ontology annotation, cellular component: Golgi apparatus. Bases 355 to 2145 code for a protein of 596 amino acids. Lineage: Eukaryota; Metazoa; Arthropoda; Arachnida; Araneae; Araneidae. The record is from RefSeq and is a predicted model, not a curated record. The transcript is spliced from 11 exons.
UCUCACGAGAGAGAGAGCAACGUGGUCUCAACUUAAAGCGUGUUACCAAAGUUAGGGCAUUAGUAAUAUAAUCUCCAUAUUCCUAUUUUGUUAAAGGCUUCUGUAUACUUCGGAUGGUGAUUCCCAGACGCCAAAUCAUCGAUGAAAAAGGGAAUGAGCAUUGACAAAACAUUUCUUGCAUCACAUAUGUGAAUUUCUGACUCUGAACUGCCUGAAGGAAGUACAUUGCAGAGAAAAUAUAUCCAGUAUUUCAGAUGUGGCAAAACAUCUGCCUGAGAACUUCAAAUAUAUGUGGUGAUAUCUUUUAGAAAUGGCAUCGUAAAAACUUGUAUUUUGUAUCUUUCUGCGAAGACUAUGGCUCGUCGUAAAAGAAAGAGACUCUGCCGGAUGUUUCUGACAAUCUGCAUCGCUGUUUUUUGCGUCGGUUUAUUGCUUAGAGCUGCCGUAACUACCCUAGGGCUUCGAACUUUCGUCGUCGUAGACUUGGACCCUGAAGAAAGCGAUACACCCAAGUAUCAUGGCCCCGAAAUGCAUAGCUUACGACAGAAAAAUACCCCGGAAAAGAAAUCUUGGUUCAUUCAAACAAAAAACGUCGCAAUUCCGCAUGGUCCUGGUGAGAUGGGCGCCCCUUUCUUCCUGCCUCGAGAGCUUGAGAAAACAAAAAUCGAGUUGUACAAAGCAAAUGGAUUCAAUGCGUUGGUCAGCGAUUUUAUUUCUUUGAACAGAACUUUACCAGACAUACGACACUCCAGCUGCAGAGUUAAGGAGUAUCUGUCCAAGUUGCCGAAGGUCAGCUUUGUGAUUCCAUUUCAUAAUGAACAUUGGUCAACACUACUCCGGACUGUAACAAGUGUAGUCAAUCGAUCUCCAUCAGAGCUCAUCUAUGAGAUCAUAUUAGUUGACGACUAUAGCUCUAAACCUCAACUGAAAUCCUCUCUGAAUGAUUACCUUGAAAGUAAUUUUCCGAUGGUCCGAGUGAUACGGGCUCAGAAGAGAGAAGGACUCAUCCGGGCCAGAUUACUUGGAGCUAAAGCUGCAAAAGGGGAUAUUCUUCUCUUCUUAGACUCCCAUACAGAAGCGAAUGUGAACUGGCUGCCACCUUUAUUAGAACCAAUAGCUUUGGACCGGAAAACUGUCACUUGUCCUUUUAUUGACGUGAUAGAUUUUGAAACUUUGGCCUAUAGAGCUCAAGACGAAGGAGCUCGAGGAGCAUUUGAUUGGGAGCUCUACUAUAAACGCUUGCCUCUGCUUCCAGAAGACCUGAAACAUCUUGAUCAGCCUUUCAAAAGUCCUGUUAUGGCAGGUGGGCUGUUUGCCAUCAACAGAGGGUUCUUCUGGGAGCUCGGAGGUUAUGACGAAGGUCUGGAUGUUUGGGGAGGGGAGCAAUAUGAGCUGUCUUUCAAAAUAUGGCAAUGCGGAGGUCAAAUAUUAGACGUUCCUUGUUCUAGAGUUGGUCACAUCUAUAAGAAAUUUGCCCCAUACCCCAAUCCAGGAAUAGGAGAUUUUGUAGGAAGAAAUUAUAAGCGUGUGGCAGAAGUUUGGAUGGAUGAGUAUAAAGAAUAUUUAUAUAUGAGGAGACCACAUUACAGAGAUCUAGAAGUUGGCAAUCUAACUGAACAAAAGAACUUAAGAAAGCGGUUGAACUGCAAACCUUUCAGAUGGUUUAUUGAAACGAUAGCUUUUGAUCUGCCAAAGAAAUACCCUCCAGUGGAGCCCCCUGAUUACGCCAAAGGGGAGAUUCGAAAUUUGGGAUCGAAUUUAUGCAUUGAUACGAAGAACCGAGGACAAAAAGAACGGUUUGGCUUAGAGAAAUGCAUUAGAGACGAUGCAAAUCAGAAAGGAGAACAACAGUUUGUCCUUUCCUGGCAUAAAGAUAUCCGUCCUCUGAAAAGAAAUUUAUGCUUUGAUGUCUCCAGCUCGGAAAAAAGAGCUCCCGUCGUUCUAUGGAAAUGCCACGACAUGCAGGGAAACCAAUUGUGGAAAUACGAAGUGGAAACGAGCCAUUUAAUUCAUCUUUUGACUGGCGGAUGUCUAGACUGUGAUUUCGAGUCACGUGAAAUUUUUAUGAACCCUUGCGAUCAAAAUAGAGAAAGUCAAAAGUGGAGCUUUGAAAUGGUUAACUUCACAGCCAAUCAGAACUGGUGACGCUUUCCUUUUUUUCCAAUCCGAAUCAAGGGAUGAGCUUCCUUUCUAUUUCAUGAUUUGUGAUCUUCAUAUUUUUAAAAUGCAUUCCUCGAGAUGUUGCAUGUAUGGACUUCUAGCAUUAUUCAUUCAAAUUGACAAAGCAAACGGUGUUUACUUUUCGCCAUGUAUUGG